UUAGAUCCCUAUACCAUGUCUGUUGGAAAGGAGAAAUUUAGAGAUUGAAAAGAAAUAUAAAACAAUAAAAAGAAAAGUUUUUUUUCGGAAGCCAGGAAGCGAUAGAAUCAUGUGAAGUGGGCACAAGUGGAAGAUUUAGUUCGUAUGAUGUAUAGUGACGUAUUGAUUGAUGGGCGAAAGCCGUUUGCGAGCCAGACAACAGGGGGACGGAAAAGUGUAGCAACAAAUUAACAAGAAAGUAUAGAAACAAAGGCACAAUUAUAAAAAGUAAACAAUUUUCCGCAGCACUCAAAAAGUAAAUAAACAACUUUCGAAAGAACUGUUAAAAUGUCCAACGAUGUUCAUUUGGCAAAAGUGAGUAAAAUUCACAAAAGUAUUGAUACAGCACCAAACAAAAGCAAAGGUUCAAUUCGGUGUCGAAACGAUUUCCGUCUAAAUGGCAAAGGCGGUGAUGUGAUGGACGAUAUACGCCCAUCUAUAGAUGACGAGUACUUAUUUGGCAGCAUAAGUCCACGGGGAGGCGGAUGUAUCAACCCAAUGGCACAGCUCUUUCCAGGAGAUUUGGAAUCUCCAGAUCAUACACACCGUGACACUACCACAGAAAGUGACAAUAACAUUAGUUCCUGUUCAACUUUGGAUAUUGUUAACAAGGUGGAGAAUCUUUCGGUGCAGCAGUUGGAAACAAAAGUGCGUGAGCUAACGCAACGCCUUCAGCAAGCUGAGGAACAGCGAUCUUCUGUACAACUGCAACUUGAAGAAUGUUCUGCGGAAAAGGAUUUGUGUUUGCGGAGGCUUGAAGUCCUUAGUGCAGCCCAUGAAUGUCGCAUUACAGAAAUGCACUGUGUCAUAGCUGAACUAAGCAAAAAGCUACGCAACAAGCAAGAGUCAACAAUAUUGGAAGAACAAGAGCCCGAAGGUAGCGAAAUAAGUUACCAAGAAGCAUCUGUCUACAAUUCCGAACUUAACCUAACAAAUCCUGAUGCAGAAUGUCAAACUGAUCCUUUGGAAGAGGCUGAUUAUUCACAUGCAGAAGUUGAUCAAAAUCUAUGUAGUGAGGUUACUGAUGAAAUUAAAAUUCCCGAUAUAAAUUAUAAGGCACAAGUUGAGGCACUGCAAGAAGAGAUUCUCCAUUUGAAAGCCCAAGUAGCACUGCUACAAUCCGAAGUUAAUGCUAACUGUCCGGAUGGUGGAAUAGGUUUAGCAGUUGUAGAACCUCCUAAUAUUGAACUAUUUGGUGCAGAUGUUGGGACCCAAAGUUUAGAUUCCCCCUCGCUUCAACUAACGCACAAAGACUUGGAUGAUCAAAUGCUCAACGAUUUCAAUAACACAUCGACGUUGACAGCAGAUGACACUUAUGUGACCAGUCCACACAAAUCGCCUGCAAUACCAAAAAUGGCCGAAAGGGUACGCUUAAAAUGUGCCAGCAAAACAGAGGGGGAUAACAUAACAGCCAUUGAUUUACGAAACAUUGAACUCAAAAAUGCAAAUAUUGCUGAACAUUUGGUUUCUGAUCUGAAGCAAAAUAACAGCAGUCUUAUGGAAUCGUUCGAUCCUUUACAAUUGGACAACGAGCUGCAGCGAUUACAACGUAAAGUGGACCAUUUAAAAGUGCAAAACCGAGUAUUGUCUCUGACAUUGGACGAAUCGAAAGAACAUUGUGAUCAUCUGUAUUUAUUGUGUGGCAAAUAUGAAUCGAAUGCUGUAGCCCUACAGGUGGCUUUAAAUUGUAGCGAUCGUGCCAUAGAAGCAUAUGAUGUUAUGUUGGCUUUAUUAGAAAGCAAGCUGGGUAUUAUUAAGGAGAAAUCUUCAGCUGCCGAAGAAAGCAGAAAAGCUGUUGAAUCUGUUGCUAGACAUUUAUUAGAUCGUUUGGAAAGUGAAAAAAAUAUUUGUGAAAAUAGUUUAGGCCCUUGGCAAAAUAGUUUUAGCAUACCCGACAAAGUGUCUUCAAAACCGUGGACAUCCGAAGACGACAAUCGUCUGCGUUACCAUGUAUCAAAAUUGAAGGGAAGACGGGCUACAGUACAAAACACUAUUGUACAACUCGAAUCCCCAUUCAGUGACUCAUUUGAAAAGUCAAGAAUGGCUCUUGAAAGCAAAAAGGAAUUAAGUAAUCACAAGGAAAAGACAUCGGCCCUAGAUUUAGAGGUGGCAGUGUUAAUGCAAGAACUAUUGAAUCUACGAGAAGAGAAUAUCGCUUUAAAAAUAAAAGCUGUACAAGCUGAACGCGAUAAGCAAUAUGCCAAUGACCGUAUUGGGGUAUUAAAUGAAGCCCUGAAACAACUGCAGUUACAACUGCAAUUUAACUCCGAAUCAGCUGAGCUGUUUAAUCAUCCAAACCAUGGGAAACCUAUUGAGCAAAACCGCACUUCUUAUUCGGAAGCUGAACAUGCUGCAUUAACAGAACAACAGUUGGUCGAGGCUCUGUCUCGGGAGACCGAACUUAAAGGGCGCAUACAAUGCCUAAUAAAUGCAAUGUCUGAUGAGAAAUAUGAACAUCUACAUACCAAUGUGAGGGAGCUACAAAAAACGAAUCAAAGCCUCACACAAAUCAUAGAACAGAACAAACGCAAAUAUCAGACACGAAUACGAAGAUUAGAACAAAAAAUCAUGGAUAUUACAUUGGAAAUGGGCCGUCAGCAAAAUAUUGCAUCGAAACAACAUCAACAGUUGGCGGAUGAUAUGUCUCCUCUAUCUUUCGGUGCAAACAAAUACAAAUACAGACAAAAUGCCUCACCCCAUGUCCAUAGCUCGAACCUUACACCCCCACCAUCAUCUUCAGUUCAUAUGAGACAUUCAGAAAAUGUCCCUGAAACUACAUUGUAGUAGAAGGGUCAUUAAAUCCCACCCGACCUAUUGUUGUAUGCAUAUCCUCAUUUCAUGAUGUCACAAAUCAACCGUAUUUCUACUGCAAUUACAUAAUAUUAUUUUAUUGUGUUCAUGUGUGUUUUCUUUUCUUACAUUUCCGCUUCUCUUCCCAAUCGCGGCUUUUGUUAUAUUAACCAAUAAAAAAAUACAUGACCCAUACUAUGGUCUACUCAACUAAUAUUAUAUUACACUAAUGUGCCAUUUGUUAUGACAACUUAGCUUUGUAAAAAAUUAAAAUCCAAAACGGACAGCAUUGAAAUUAUAUACGUUUUAAAUAUUAUUUUAUCACCAUUAUUAGAGUAUUGUAAUAUUAUUAAGAACGUGGAUGUCAUACACCUAUUAUCAAUACAUUCAUACAUAGCAAACAUUCUUACAAAUAAAACAGCAAUGUUAGCCCUUUAGCAAAAAAAAAAAAAUAUGUUGAGAAAUGAUUGAACAAAAAAUAUAUGUAUUCAAACCGUAAUUAUGAUGGAAAGUGCAGCUUCUUUUUGCUUUUUUGUAAAAUAUAUACAUACAUAUACACAAAUAAAUGAAAGAGAAAGUGA
Messenger RNA from Stomoxys calcitrans (stable fly), 3410 nucleotides. RefSeq names its product colorectal mutant cancer protein. The coding region runs from base 328 to 2823 and encodes 831 amino acids. The transcript has 8 exons. Lineage: Eukaryota; Metazoa; Arthropoda; Insecta; Diptera; Muscidae. The record is from RefSeq and is a predicted model, not a curated record.